AUGUGGAGCUUCAGUUUUCUCCUCUUUUGGGGGUGUUGUGGUAUAUACUCCUGGGGAAUGUUCACAUCACCCUCACUGGAAUCAAUGACAAGGCAUGUGAAGGGGUGUACAGAUACCACCAUGUGUCCAGCGCAUGCAACCUGCACCAACACUUCAACAAGUUACUACUGCGCUUGCAAAAGAGGCUUCUUGUCCAGCAACGGAUUGAAGACAUUCAAGGGCCCAGGAGUGGAAUGCAAAGAUAUAGAUGAAUGUUCUCAAAAGCCCCCACCUUGUGGUCCUAACUCAGUCUGCAGAAACCUGCCAGGAAAGUAUGAGUGCAGCUGUUUGACUGGUUUCUCUUCUCCCACUGGAAAUAACUGGAUCCCUGGAAAGCCGGGUCAUUUCAGCUGUACAGACAUUAAUGAAUGCCUCUCCCGUGGGGUCUGCCCUGAGCAUUCUGAGUGCACCAACUCUUUGGGAAGCUACCGUUGCAGCUGCAAAGUUGGAUUCACCUCUAAAAACUCCAGCUGUGAAGAUGUGGAUGAAUGUGCCAAUUCCAGAAGUUGCCCAGAGCAUUCGACUUGCCAUAACAGUCUUGGAAGCUACUCUUGCGUCUGCAACCCAGGCUAUCAAUCUAGAAGUGGAAGGAAAAUUUUUCAGGAGCCAGGAGAGAUGUGUGAAGAUGUGGAUGAAUGUGUCAAUCCCAGAAGCUGCCCAGAGCAUUCGACUUGCCACAACAGUCUUGGAAACUACUCUUGUGUCUGCAACACAGGAUAUGAAUCCAGAAGUGGAAAGAAGAAUUUCCAGGGACCAGGAGAGACAUGUGAAGAUGUUGAUGAGUGCCUUCAGGAUCCCUCACGAUGCGGCCCAAAUUCUGUCUGUACCAACACCCUGGGCUCCUACAGCUGUGGCUGCAUUGUAGGUUUUCAUCCCAAUCCAGAAGACUCCUGGAAACACGGCAACUUCAGCUGCCAAAGGAUUCCCUUCAAGUGUAAAGAUGAUGUGGUACCCAACAACAAGCAGGUCCAGUUAUGCCAUGUGGGAGCAGCAGUGGAGCCUAAAUAUGUUUCGUUUUGUGCGCUGAUGAAUGCCACCCUCGACGUUCUGGACAAUGUCUGUAAAAACAAAACCACUGUCAUCUCUCUGAAGAGUACGGCUAAGAGAUUUGCCUCUGUGAUUGAAAAAACAUCCAAGUGGUCCAACUUCACCAAAGAAGAGACCUCUACACUGGCCACAGUCUUGCUGGAGAGCGUGAAAAGCACCAUGCUGGCAGCUUUUCUGAAACCCUCAGCGAAUGUCAGUCAGACUAUUCAGACGAAACUCUUAGAUAUCGAGAGCAAAGUGAUCGACAAAGAAUGCGCUGAGGAGAACGAGACAUUUAAGUUGAAAGCAAAAGGGGAUGAAAUGAAGAUUUGGUGUUCCACGAUCGAAGAAUCUGAAUCCACAGGGAUCAACGGGGUGGCUUUCGUUUCCUUUGCGGGUAUGGAGUCUAUUUUGGAUGAGCGCUUCUUGCAAGAUCUUCAGAACCCCUGGGCCAACUCCAAGAAGAAGCUGAAGAUGAAUUCUCGUGUUGUUGGGGGCAUCAUAACAGGAGGGAAGAAAGACGGGUUCUCUAAACCAGUCAUCUAUACUCUGGAGAACAUCAAGCCAAAGCAGGAUUUUGAGAGUGCUAUCUGCGUUUCCUGGAGACCAGAUGUGGAGGGAGGCAGAUGGACACCCUCAGGCUGUGUGCUCCUUGAAGCUUCCAAGACGCAUACUGUCUGCGGCUGUAAUCGAAUGGUGAACUUGGCUGUCAUCAUGGCUUCUGGGGAGCUCACGAUGGAGUUCACCCUGUACCUCAUCAGUCACGUGGGCACGAUCAUCUCACUGGUGUGUCUUGCCACGGCCAUCAUCACCUUCCUUGUGUGUCGCACCAUCCGAAACCAGAACACCUACAUCCACCUGCACCUCUGCAUAUGCCUCUUCUUGGCCAAGAUACUGUUUCUCACUGGUGUGGACAAGACCGACAACCAGAUGGGCUGCGCCCUCAUCGCAGGCUUUCUGCACUACCUUUUCCUUGCGUGCUUCUUCUGGAUGCUGGUGGAGGCUGUGAUACUCUUCCUUAUGGUCAGGAACCUGAAAGUGGUGAAUUACUUCAGUUCUCGGAACAUCAAGAUGCUGUAUCUCUGCGCCUUUGGCUAUGGGCUCCCGGGGAUAGUGGUGGCUGUCUCUGCUGGCUUACAACCACAGGGUUAUGGGAUGUAUAAUCGCUGCUGGCUGAAUACAGAAACAGGGUUCAUCUGGAGCUUCCUGGGGCCGGUGUGCACAAUUAUAGUGGUCAACUCCAUCCUCCUGACUUGGACACUAUGUAUCCUGAGGCAGAAGCUUUCUAAUGUCAGUGCAGAAGUCUCCACACUCAAAGACACCAGGUUACUGACCUUCAAAGCCUUUGCUCAGAUCUUCAUCUUGGGGUGCUCCUGGGUGUUGGGCAUUUUCCAGUUUGGACCCGUGGCCAAUAUCAUGGCUUAUCUGUUCACCGUCAUCAACAGCUUGCAGGGGGCCUUCAUCUUCCUCAUUCAUUGCCUGCUCAACCGCCAGGUACGUGAAGAAUACAGAAGAUGCAUGACCAGGAAGACUAAACCCAGCUCUGAGACCCAGACCUCAGGGAUCUUACUGUCAUCCGUUCCCUCCACUUCCAAAUCGGGUUGA
Rangifer tarandus platyrhynchus (Svalbard reindeer) is the source of this 2670-nucleotide messenger RNA. NCBI's taxonomy places the organism in Eukaryota, Metazoa, Chordata, Mammalia, Artiodactyla, Cervidae. The record is from the annotation of a GenBank genome assembly.